Messenger RNA from Salvia splendens (bonfire salvia), 721 nucleotides. Its product is annotated as lipid transfer protein EARLI 1-like. The transcript has a single exon. The record is from RefSeq and is a predicted model, not a curated record. NCBI's taxonomy places the organism in Eukaryota, Viridiplantae, Streptophyta, Magnoliopsida, Lamiales, Lamiaceae. The coding region runs from base 51 to 506 and encodes 151 amino acids.
AUAGAAUCCAUCACAAUAGAAUCAUAUCACAACUCAAGCUAAAAUUCACAAUGGCUUCAAGAGGUGUGAUUUUCAUUGUUUUCAACAUUCUCUUGUUCACAAUGGUGAGCUCAAAUAAGGACAAUUGCCCUCCUCCAUCUAAACCUCCAGUCCCGGCCCCAGCCCCCAAGCCGCCAUCCCCAGCCCCCAAGCCGCCGUCCCCAGCCCCUAAGCCGCCAUCCCCAGCCCCCAACCCAUCGUCGAAGGGGAAGUGCCCCAAAGACACACUCAAAUUGGGAGUGUGUGCCAACUUGUUGAAUGACUUGGUGCACCUUGUGGUGAGAAACCCUCCCAAGACCCCAUGCUGCACCCUCAUCAAGGGUUUGGCGGAUCUCGAGGCCGCGGUGUGCCUGUGCACUGCCCUUAAGGCUAAUGUGUUGGGAAACAACCUCAAUGUGCCCAUCUCUCUCAGCUUGCUCUUGAACUACUGCGGCAAGAAGGUGCCCACUGGCUUCCAAUGCCCAUAAUAGAUCAUGUUUAUCUGUAGUUCAAAGUCAAAACAUGUUGUUUCUUUAUUGUUAUAGUAAUAUAUAUGUAUGGGGAGUUGUGUUGUGUUUAGAUGUGUUAGAUUUGUUAUGUGAUUUUGAGUGGUCCAUUUUAUAGUGAAGAAGGUGUUCCACUUUUUAUGUCAUUGUAUCUGUGGUUUGUAUAGCAAUAAAGUGAUUCCCCAUUUUCAGUUUUA